AUGGAAAUUAAUAAAGAAAAAGAGAUUUUCUUUCAUUCUGAUAUCAAAUUAUCUAUGGAUUGUGAUAUUUCAAUGAAUAAUAUGAAUAAUUUUACAUUACAUAAUGAAUCUGUAUUGGAUUUAUCAUUAACACCAAAUUCAAAUGAAAAUUUUUCACAAUAUGAUAGAACAAAUUCACAUAUGCCAUAUGAAUUAACAAAUUGUACUACAAUGUAUUCUGUUAUAUCAGAUAUCAAAAAUUAUUAUUCUAUUGAAAAAACUUUAGAAACGAUAUCAUCAAAUCAUUGUACUAUUGGUGAUAGUAUUCAUAAUACUGAUAAUAUUGCAUUGAAUUCUGGAAAUUAUAUUCCAAAUAUCCCAACACCUGAACAAUUAUUAACGUCAACUGAAGAAACUUCUUACAGUUUACAUGAGGUUCGGCAUCGUGCGUUCAGGCACAGAGAUGAUAUUUCAAUUGGUGUCACAAUCUUGAAAUAUCGACUUUGGUGGCUUGGACAUGUUCUACGAAUGUCGUCUCAGAGAAUUCCUCGUCGUGCAUUAUUUGCCGACUCUGGGACUGGUUGGAAGAAGCGGAGAGGUGGUCAGUGUAUGACAUGGUGUCGUGGUCAGAUAAAUUUUGUAAAUUUAUUUCGUCAAGCAUGGCAUUACUACCAACAAUAUUUGAUACAACCAAAUUACUCAUUUCAUACAACUUAUCUACCUACAGAUGAUUAUCAAUGUUAUGUACAUAAUAAUCAACUAAUGUUUACUAGUUCUGAACCAUCAAAUAUAUUAAUUUCACAAUACAAUGCUACACAUUAUCACAGUAAUGAUUCUGAAUGUCCAUCAAAACCAUCAAUACACUUAAUUCCUGACACUAAAGAAAAUAAUAUACCUAUAUCAAAUUAUUCCACAUCUGUUAUAAGUACAGAUAAAAAUGGUAAGAUUACUUCGAAUGGUUCUGAAUCUCCAGGAGAUAAACCUCGUCAAUAUCGUAAAGCAAGAGCAUAUUUUCAUCCAAAGCAAAUGAAUUGUUUAGAAUCAUUUUUCCAAAAAAAUCCUUAUUUAUCGACAAAAGAUCGUGAAUAUUUAUCUAGAAAACUGAAUCUUUCAGAAGACAGAAUUAGAACAUGGUUUCAAAAUAGACGAAUGAGAGAAAAACGCAAACCUGGAAUAAAUUAUGAUUCUGAUAAUUCAUCAAUGAAUUCUAUUGCAAAAAUCGAUUAUUCAUGA
Schistosoma haematobium is the source of this 1212-nucleotide messenger RNA. RefSeq lists its product as uncharacterized. Gene Ontology annotation, biological process: regulation of DNA-templated transcription. The transcript has 4 exons. The record is from RefSeq and is a predicted model, not a curated record. Lineage: Eukaryota; Metazoa; Platyhelminthes; Trematoda; Strigeidida; Schistosomatidae. Gene Ontology annotation, molecular function: DNA-binding transcription factor activity, RNA polymerase II-specific; DNA binding. Bases 1 to 1212 code for a protein of 403 amino acids.